Molecule: messenger RNA, 963 nt
Organism: Miscanthus lutarioriparius
Lineage: Eukaryota; Viridiplantae; Streptophyta; Magnoliopsida; Poales; Poaceae
Source: the annotation of a GenBank genome assembly
AUGGCCGGACAAAACAAUCAGCUGAAGCUUCUAGGCUCGUUCGCGAGCCCGUUUGUGCUGCGAGUGAAACUUGCGCUAAGCUUCAAAGGCUUGAGCUACGAGUACAUCGAGGAGAAGGAUCUCCUCAACAACAAGAGCGAGCUCCUCCUCAAGUCCAACCCUGUGCACAAGAAGGUGCCCGUACUCAUCCACAACGGCAAGCCUGUAUGUGAGUCCAUGAUCAUCAUUCAGUACCUCGAGGAGGCGUUUGCUGACGCCGGCCCCUCCCUCCUCCCUUCUGAGCCCCAUGAACGCACUGUUGCUCGUUUCUGGGCCUCCUACAUUGACGAGAAGCUGUUCAGCUCGUUCAUGGUGAUGAUAAUGGGCAAGACGGACGAAGAGAAGGCAGAGGGGAGGAAGCAGUUGUUUGCCGCGGUAGAGACCUUGGAGGGAGCACUGAAGGAGUGCUCUAAGGGGAAGCCCUUCUUCGGCGGCGACAACAUCGGGUAUGGGGACAUAGCGCUCGGAGGCUUCGUCGCAUGGGUGAAGACGAGGGACCUGUUGUCUGGCUUGAAGCAUUUUGAGGCCGACAAGACCCCACUCCUGGCGGCGUGGCUGGAGCGCUUCGGCGCAUUGAACAAAACUCAGGCAGUCAUGCCGGACGUGAUGAAGCUGGUAGAGCUCUCAGCUGCAGCCGUGGUCCAAGCUUUCUUUCACUUGUUGGCCACCAGAUAUUUGAGGGAUGCUGUGUGUGCGGCAAGCCCUGCGGGUUUUGCAGCUAAAUAUAUUAUGUCCGUGGAAGGCUUGUCCCGCAAAGUAGAUAGCUUGGUGACUAGCCACAAACCUGCCAAUAAACUUUGUGGCAAGCGAUGCGGGUUAGCGGCUGGCUACGAACCAACCCGCCUGCAAGCUUACUCUCAGAAUGAAAGAACAGCUAUAUGUUUUGUUGCCCCUUUUCAGCACACAAAACAAAAGGUGGAUUAG